Anolis carolinensis (green anole) is the source of this 2598-nucleotide messenger RNA. It is a transcript of the gene zbtb8b, whose product is annotated as zinc finger and BTB domain containing 8B. The coding region runs from base 230 to 1660 and encodes 476 amino acids. Gene Ontology annotation, molecular function: DNA-binding transcription factor activity, RNA polymerase II-specific; protein binding; RNA polymerase II cis-regulatory region sequence-specific DNA binding. The transcript is spliced from 4 exons. Gene Ontology annotation, biological process: regulation of transcription by RNA polymerase II. Lineage: Eukaryota; Metazoa; Chordata; Lepidosauria; Squamata; Anolidae. The record is from RefSeq and is a predicted model, not a curated record.
AAUGUUCAGGUGGGAUGUGGAUGUUCGGUCGUGGAUGGAGCUGUUGAAGAGCACUGGAACUGCAAAUCCCAGAAAACCCGGCGCAAGAGGAGGAGUUUGAAAGCCCCGGCGCCUCCCCAGCAUCAGGAUGGAAGGGGCUGCUUGCCCUUCGGCUGGAGGCGGAGGCUGUGGCUCCAGGUGAAACCCGCGGACAGACGUGAAAAUACUUCUUCCUCGCUGUGCCGAAGCCAUGGAGAUGCAGUCGUACUACGCCAAACUCUUAGGGGAGCUCAACGAGCAGCGAAAGAGGGACUUCUUUUGCGACUGUAGCAUCAUCGUCGAAGGGAGGAUCUUCAAGGCCCACAAGAACAUCCUCUUUGCCAACAGCGGCUACUUCAGAGCGCUCUUGAUCCACUACAUCCAAGACAGCGGCCGGCACAGCACCGCCUCCUUGGACAUCGUGACGUCGGAAGCCUUCUCGGUUAUCCUGGACUUCCUUUAUUCCGGGAAACUGGACCUCUGCGGGGAGAACGUGAUCGAGGUCAUGUCUGCGGCCAGUUACCUGCAGAUGACGGACGUUGUCAACUUCUGCAAGGCGUACAUUCGGUCCUCACUGGAUAUCUGCAGGAAGAUAGAGCGAGAGGCCGCUUUUUACCAGGCCGACAGCGGGAGCAGCAGCUCCGCCAGAGAAGGCACAUCGUUCGCCACGAAGAGCCAGUGCUCGGCCUCCGUCUCGUCUUUGCAAGACAAGGACAGAAACCCGGAUUGUCGCCAAGACCCUCCCUGCGGGGAGUGCGACAACUGCCACCCCAUUGAGCUUAGGGUCCGGGACCCCGUCGGCAGCGACUCUCCGGAUGACACAAACUCCUCGCUGCCCAAAGUGGUGGAGCCCAAAGUGGAGUUCGAUGCCGACGAGGUGGAGGUGGAGGUGGGUGAGAGGCUGUCACAAUUCCCGGCUCCGUUGACUAUGGAGCAGAUCGAGGAGGGGCUCCACAGCGGCCAGGCCAUGGACCUGGCCUGUAACAACUACCACAUGAAGCAGUUCCUGGAGGCUCUGCUACGCAACAGCACUGUGCAGAGGAAGGAGGAUGUUGUGCAUCACUUUGUGCGCGGCUUCGAAGGGAGACCGGAGGACGGUGCCAUGCCCAUGAGCUCCAUGAUGGACAACGACUGGUAUGGAGAGGAUGCAGGUGACGUGCUCGUGGUGCCCAUCAAGCUGCACAAAUGCCCCUUCUGCCCCUACACGGCCAAACAGAAAGGCAUCCUGAAGCGCCACAUCCGUUCGCACACCGGCGAGAGGCCCUACCCCUGCGAGAUCUGUGGCAAGCGUUUCACACGGCAGGAGCACCUCCGGAGCCACGCAUUGAGUGUCCAUCGCUCGAACAAGCCCAUCAUCUGCAAAGGCUGCCGGAGAACGUUCACCAGCAGCCUGUCCCAAGGCUUGCGACGCUUCGGCCUGUGCGACAGCUGCACAUGCGUCACGACUACGCAUGAGGACUCCAUGCCCAUCAACCUCAGCCUGAUGGAGCCUUCCUCGGAGGGUCCGGAGAAGAGAGAUCCGGACAAUGACUGGCCCAUCUAUGUGGAGUCCGGGGACGAGAACGACCCCCCGGAUGACGACGACGACGUGGACCCCGAUCCCGACGAUAAGCGGGGCCUGCACCGGGAAGCCCUUCUGUAGUAGCCAAAGCAGGGCAGGGUAAUGCCAAGAAGUCUUUUUGUGUGACUUGUUGUACGAUAUUUAUCAAGAUCGUGAUCUUUAAAAAAUAUGAAUAAUAUCAACAUUCAACUUUCCUAGGACAUAUAGGAGCAGUUGGACUUCCACAACUCCGACAUGUCUUCUAAACUGUUUUUAGUGCUGUGCGCUAUACCUUUCAAAGGGAUUUUGUGUCCAGGGUAAACGGAAGCCGCAUUCCCGCCAUCUCUUGCUUGCCUUGGGAUCUGUGCAGUGAGAAACCUUCCUCCGUCCAUUCAGUUGUUUCUCGUCCUCUUUGCUGCCACUCUUUGCUGCCUUUCUCCCAGACCCUUUUAUACGAUUCCACUUUCUGUUUGGAAGAAAGCUGGAUUGAACUCUUCUUUGGGCUGGAUUAUCUUAAUUUUGGAGAAAAGGAAAACCUUAAAAGAAUUUCUAGGAAUGCCAAAGUUUUGGUCAUUUGUCGUGGCACAAAGCGUCUCUGUCCAAGUUGUUACAAAACUUUAAAUGAGCCACAUUUAUCCAGCUCUCUCUUAUCUUUCCAAGGUGCCCUUCAUCCACUUUGUAAUAAGGACCACGUUCCUGUCCACUUUCCUUCAAUUUAAAUCCGUGUUAUUUGUAUGGUGAGAUGGUGUCGUCUGUACUGACAAUUCUUUUUAGAUUUUUACAGUCUUAUAAACCCGAGUCCUGCUCCAUGUUAGAAAUUUCACCUUGGACAUCAUCUCCUUCCUGUCAAUGGAAAUGUGGGGCUCCUUGGUUGACUUUCCAACGGCUGAUUCCCCUUGUUUAUUAGAGAGCCAGGCAGGUUUCAGUGGUUUCAAUGUUGGACUGCAUGUUUGCUGUGGGUAGAAGCACGCUGGUGAUUCUGAACAAAGUGUUAUGGUCCCUUUGAGCAUUGGCUGUGUUGCUAUAGAGUUAGCCUUCUC